CGAGCCCGGCCCCCGCCCCUCCUCCCGCGGCCGCGCGCCGUCAGCGCGUCGCGGUGCCGGGCCCCCAAGAUGGCGCCGGGGCCGCAGCCCACCGCCGCCGAGCUGUACCGGCCCAACCAGUACGUCUCGCUGCCGGCCGAGCUCGACCCCCACGCCUACGACGCGUCGCCGGAGAAGCGCCGUGCCGAGGCCGAGCGCUUGGCUAUCCGCGCCCGGCUGAAGCGGCAGUACCAGCUGCAGCUCAACAACCCGAACCCACCGGUCGUCAUCGAAGAUCCUGCCGUCCUCCGCUGGGCCCAUGCUAGGACGCACAAUGUCUAUCCUACUUUCCGCCCGACGCCCAAGACGUCCUUUCUAGGAGUUGUUUUUGGUCUAGGCCCUAUCUUCUUCUGGAUUGCCGUCUUCAAAAUUGAUCGGGAUCAUAAAGAGAAGCUUAUCCAAGAAGGUAAAUACAACCGACCGUUCAGUAUGUUUUAAGUUCCUGGAAUUGCAGUGCUGAUCGUGAAAUAUAAAUAAAAUAAGAUGUAUUGUG
Molecule: messenger RNA, 532 nt
Organism: Tyto alba (common barn owl)
Lineage: Eukaryota; Metazoa; Chordata; Aves; Strigiformes; Tytonidae
Gene: NDUFB4
Product: NADH:ubiquinone oxidoreductase subunit B4
Exons: 3
Coding region: 70-477 (135 amino acids)
Cellular component (GO): mitochondrion
Source: RefSeq, a predicted model, not a curated record